AUGUCGGAGUACAAGGUGGAGUAUGAUUCGGAGCUGGAUUCCUUCCAGCUCUACCACCGCUACGAAGAACCCCAACCGAACCUCGACUGGAAGCGCGCCGCUCUCAGCGGGCCCGCACUUCCAGCGCUGGGCAAUGCCGUCGCGGGAGCAGUCGGCUCCGCGCUCUCGAACGUCGCGACGUAUCCGUUGAGUUUGAUCGUUGCGCGAUUGCAGACGCAGAAGGUGAGAAGGGGUACGGAGUCGGAGAAAUCAGAGUUGGACGACGAAUACACCAGCGUCCUCGAUGCAGCACGCAAAAUCUACGCCGAGGAAGGAAUCGCCAGUUUCUACACGGGUCUAGCGCAGGAUACGAUAAAGUCCGUUGCGGAUUCGUUUCUCUUCUUCCUUGCAUACGAGUUCUUUCGUCAGCGGAGGAUACGCGCUCGGUUUGGGAAUACGCGCCGCAGCAAACAUACUGUUUUACCGGUGCUGGAUGAGUUAGCGGUGGGUGUUUUGGCGGGGGCGUUUGCCAAGCUGUUUACGACGCCGUUGGCGAAUAUUGUAGCGAGGAAGCAGACGGCUAAGGAUGUUGGUGGUGGGAGUACGAGGGAGAUUGCGGCGCGGAUUAGGGCUGAGAAGGGGAUACGGGGGUUCUGGUCGGGGUAUUCGGCUUCGUUGAUACUCACGCUGAAUCCGUCGAUUACGUUCUUUCUGAAUGCUGUGUUGAAGUAUGCGUUGUUGCCGAGGAGUCAGCGACAGAAGAGACCGUCUGCUGUGGCGACGUUCUUCUUGGCGGCCGUUAGCAAGUCGAUUGCUUCGUCGGUGACUUAUCCAUUCUCGAUGGCGAAGACGCGGGCGCAGGUUGCGGGGAGUCGAAUUACGGUGGGAGCUGAUGGGGAACAGAAGAAGGAGGAUGAAGGGGUGUCGUUGAUGCCGGCGAUUGUUAGUAAUGUGGCUGCAAUUGCGCGCACUGAGGGUGUUGCUGCGCUUUACGCUGGACUACCUGGGGAGGUGCUCAAGGGGUUCUUUUCACAUGGGUUUACGAUGCUCGCGAAGGAUGCGGUGUAUUCGGCUAUUGUGAAGAGUUAUUAUCUGCUGCUCAUUGCGCUUCGGAGGUAUCCCACCCCGGAGGAACUACUUCAAAGGGCUCGCGAACAGGCGGAGGAGUUUGCUGAUGCUGCUCGUGAGGGUGCUCGUGAUUUGGCCGAGAGGACACGGAGUGGCACGGAAGAAGCCCUGAGUCACCAGGCCGGGGGUGUGACGGUGGAUAUGACUUCCAGUGAUUUGGCGGAUUCAAACGAAACGGCGGAGAUGGUGGGAGAUUAUGUCGAGGAUGAUGGUAGUGCGAAGAGUCUGUAUCAUUGGUUUUGGGAGAAGGAGGGAUAUGGCAAGGACUGA
Messenger RNA from Aspergillus luchuensis, 1377 nucleotides. RefSeq names its product putative mitochondrial carrier protein. The record is from RefSeq and is a predicted model, not a curated record. Bases 1 to 1377 code for a protein of 458 amino acids. Lineage: Eukaryota; Fungi; Ascomycota; Eurotiomycetes; Eurotiales; Aspergillaceae. The transcript is spliced from 2 exons.